GGCAGGCGGAGCUCGGCUCGCGGGGCCGACUCUCGGCGGACGCCCGCGCCAGGUCUGGCCGAGAGAGGGUGAACGCGGUGGCAGUCUGUGGUGGCGGCGGCCGGGACGCUGUGUUGGUGCAGGAAGGACCCUCGGGGGGCCGGGAUGCCAGGGGGCGUGGACCCCGACGGCGAGGGCGGCCCUCGUGCAGGAGGCUCAGGAACCAGGCUGGCCAGUUCAUCUCCAUGGUGACCUUGUUUGAGACGCAGGGAGCGGCCUCCGGGGGCCUGAGUGCCAGCGGGCAGGGCAACCACCGGCGAGGGCGGCCGCCGCGGAAGCCACGCAAGAGGAGAGUGGCCGUCACCACUGAGCUGACCCUCUUUGAGAUGGUCGCCCUGGGGAGGAGCUCCGUGCAGACGGCCGUCGAGGAGUGGGUACAGUCGUAUAAGGAGGACAGGGAGCUGGCCCUGCUGGACCUCAUCAGCUUCUUCGUCCAGUGCUGUGGCUGCGAAGGGGUGGUGACGGCCGAGCUGUACCAGAGCAACCAAGGCAAGAGCGUGGUGCACAAGAUGACCGAGAAGUUUGACCAGGAGACCGGGCUGUACUACAAGAAGUUUCUGGCUUACCCCUGGAUCCUGACCAUCAUGUGGCCAGAGAAGCUGCAGAAUGACUUUUACCCCAUCGUGGGGCCGGGGCCCUUCUGGAAACGGUUUAGAGUGAACUUCUGCGAGUUCACGGAGCUGCUGGUGCACCUGACACACUCGUCGGUGCUGUGUGACGGCCACCUCAUGGACACGGUCAUCUGCAUGCUCAGCGGCCUCACCAACUCGGCCGUGUACAGCCUGCGGCACACCAGCUCCCUGGCAGCCAUGAAGCUGCUGACGGCGCUGGCCAGCGUGAACCAGGGCAUCUGCACGGGCAGGCGCACGGCGCAGCGGCUGUACGAGAUCGAGAGCAUCACCAAGCUCAAGGGCAGGCACAAGUACUACAUGGAGCUGCUGGACCAGCGCCGGCACCAGUUCCAGAACAAGCCCAUGGCCAUCAACAACAUCAUCUGCGCGCUCUUUAAAAGGACGUUUGUGCCGCGCUACCGGGACGUGAGCUCGGACAUCCGGGUGAUCUGCAUGGGGGAGCUGGGCUGCUGGAUCCGCCUGUACCCAGACAUGUUCCUAGACAACAAUUACCUGAAGUACAUCGGCUGGAUGCUGUACGACAAGGACGCAAACGUGCGCAUGAAGUGCAUCCUGGCGCUGAAGGCGCUCUACGAGAAGCGAGAGUCGGCCAUGAAGUUGGGGCUUUUCUUCCACAAGUUCAAGAAGCGCAUCCUGUCCAUGACGCAGGACCAGCAGCCGGAGAUCACGUCCGAGUGCAUGCAGCUCCUGAGGCUCAUCUCCGAGCACUACGUGGGCGUGUUCUCGGCCAUGGAGUACGUGUUCCUGUUCCAGUUUGUGUACGCGGCCUACAGGCCCAUGGCCACGGCCGCGGGUGAGCUCAUCUGCAGGAGGCUCCUGGCUCCUCCGCCCCACGAAGGUUUCUUUGGCCAAGAGCCCCCUGACGAGUUUGACAGAAACCUCCAGAACAUGAAGACGCUCAUUGACUUCUACCUGCAGGGUGAGUUCCACAGACACGUCCCGUACCUGGUGGACGGCCUGUGGGAGGCAGCGCCCACCCUGGUGCGCAACUGGGAGUGCAUGACGGCCCUGCUGCUGGAGCCACGCGGCGGGCGCCAAGCGCUGACGAGCCAGCAGGAAAGAGUGCUCAUCGAGAUCCUCGUGGCCGCCGUGAGACAGGCUGCCGAGGGCCGCCCUCCCGCUGGCCGCCGCCUGGGCAAGAAAGGUGCCAGGGAGGUGGACGGGACCCGCCGCUGGCGCGAGCAUGCCAACAUGAGCCGACACUUUGUCAAGGUGCUGCCCCAGCUGCUGUCCAAGUUUGCAGCGGACAAAGAGAAGGUGACCCCCCUCCUGCAGAUCCCUCAGUACUGCAACCUGGACGUGUACGACAUGGACGGCCUGGGCUCCUACCUGGACGCGGCGCUCCUGGAACUGGACUGCCUGGUGCAGCGACACUCGGACGUGGCGGUGCUGGAGGCCUGUGCCCGCGCCUACGGCACCUACUGUGACGAGGGCGGCUCUGCCCACGGCCAGGCUGCCCCCGCCUGCAGCCGGCUGGUCGACAUGCUGGUGGACGUGCUGACCCCGCUGCUGGACGUGUUCAUCCAACACGAGAAACAAGGCCUGUUCCUGGGACAUGGGGAGAUGGGGCGCAUCUGCUCCACGCUGCGGAGGCUGGCUGCCUUCUACAGCACACACGACCUAAGUGGCUGGAACCUGUACGAAAAGAUGGACAGCCUGCUGACGUUCCGCAGACACCAGGGCAGCCUGCCCACGGAGGUCGUCCACUGCGCGCUGCAGUGCACCUACUAUGCGCUCCUGUGGCAGAUCGUGGCGGCCACGGACCGGCUGCCGUCCCAGGAGGCGCUCCUGGACCUGAGGAAGCGGCUGCUCAAGUUCUGCCUGGCGUGCCGCGUGUACCUGAGCCACCAGAGCAAGGUGCUGAGCGAGAAGGCCUUCAUCCUGCUGUGUGACCUGCUGCUCAUCCUGAGCCACCAGGGCCCCGAGGAGGACACGGGCCUGGGGCUGCUGUUCUUCGUCCCUGAUCACGUCCUGCAGUGCAAGCUGCUCACCUUCGUCAGGGAGCACGUGUUCCUGGAGGACGCGGGAGCCGCAGGUGGCCGCCGAGUGUACAGGGAGGAGGACGCGGACGAGCUGCACGAGCUGUUCCACAGGAGGAACAUGCUGGCCGUGUUCUGCAAGCUCAUCGUGUGCAACGUGCUGGAGAUGAGCGCGGCCGCCGCCGUGUACCAGUUCUACCUGAAGCACUAUCAUCACUUUGGCGACAUCAUCAAGGAGACCAUGACGAGGACGAGACAGAACGACAGGCUGCGCAACGCGCUGUCCCUGCUCCUGUGCCUGCAGCAGCUGUUCCAGAAGCACGUGGACACGUACGGCCUCGGCUCCGACCCCAUCGAGUUCAUCUGCGGCCCCUUCUACUCCAUCCGCCUGCUGGCCCGCCGCUUCGCACUCACGCUUGGCUUCGACUCUGCCCGCGACGCUGCCCACCUGAUCCACAGGCGCGGGCUGGCGUUCGCGUUCUCCGAGUCCCCGGUACCCGAGGAGGAGGCCCGCCAGCGCUUCCCCAACCUCAGCUUCCUGCUCGUGCUGGCCGAGUUCUCGUGCAAGAUCCCGCCCGCGGAGCGCGCGGCCGCACUCGCCCACUUCCAGGACUCCAUCCCUGAGGGCGUGCCCGUGUUUGGGGAGGGGGACAUGAACCCCAUGCUCGCCUACCGCAAGUCCCUGAUGCGCACGGACUACAUGGCGCAGGGGGAGGAGGAGCCCGCCGCCAACCCGUUCGACGCCAUAUGCAAGGACAGCAAGCGGCCCCAAGAGCUGCCCGCGGGGACGUGCUCCACCUGGACGCCAGACACGCUGGCCAGCUGCGCCGCGGGGGACCGGGAGCCGAGAAGCUGCUCCUCCAAGGAGCGGAAGCCCAAGAGGGACAUCUUUGAUGUGGACUUCCUGUCGUCCGAGGACUCCGAGAACUCCUCCAACGAGGACGUGGAUGUGGAGGGCAUCUCUGUCCAGGAGGGGGCGUCGGACUGAAGAGGAUGCAGGCCCCGGUGGGACUCCUCACAUCGGGGGUCACGAGUUCCCCGUUGGUCACCGCCUCGUGUCAACCACAGCCACCUGGUCCUGGGGACGGGGAGCCAGCGGCCUCCAGGGGCGGCCGACCGGGGCCCUGCGGUCUUCAGGGGAGGCCGGUGACCUCUGAUGUCCGCAGCUGCACACGCGAACCCGUGUGUGGGGAGCGACCCCGUGGCCGCGGCCUGGGGCCCCCCAUGGUGCCCGCGCACCCGCCCCCCUGCCCACCAGGUGCCUACUUGCCUGCAACGUCCUCGCUGGCUACUGCUGCACGCGGCUGGAAGGUUCCAGAACCAGCUUGCCCCGCCCUGAGCACGGUGCUGGUCUCCAAGCUGCGGCUCUGCUGCUCCUCACAGCUGGGCCUCCGUUGGGUGCAUAGGGGUGUCCGGCGCUGUGGGCCAGCGGCAGGGCCGGGUGGGAGGGGCCGCUCCCCCGGGUCCUGACGAGGUGCGGCCUGGACCCUCGCAGGACGCCCUCCCCUGACAGGUGGGGGACGGGCACCCUGCCAUGUAGACCCCGUGCCGGUGCCAUACCUGAGCCCCUGCUGUGGGGAGGACGACGUGCACGUGUGCACAGGGAGGGAGGACGACAUGCCCGUGUGCACGGGGAGGGAGAGGUCGGUGUGCGGGGAGGACCCCGCCGGGGGCGGAGGCAAACACGUGUGCCCGUGGUACGCGUCCCUGUGCCCGCUGGGCCUUGGGAGCCACUGUGGGCGAGCGCAGCCCCUGGUGGCGGCGGGACCGCUAGGGGUUGUGGGGAGGGCCUCCCUGCUGGGCACGGCAGGCCACAGGGCCAGGGCUGCAGCGUGGACGGGGUCUCCCGUGCUGACACUGCCGUCCGCCCCAGCAGCGCCCCCGCCUGCUGUGUGACCUGAGUGUGCCGUGUCCGCGUCGAGGGCCGGGUAAGCCGAGCCCGUCACAAAAUCCUUAAACUCUUUAUUUGAAAAUACAAACGUGAUCUCGUAAAACAUUUUUAAACUGCUAUACACACCAAAUAAAAGUUAACUUUACACGUUUUGUA
Canis lupus familiaris (dog) is the source of this 4697-nucleotide messenger RNA. RefSeq names its product cohesin subunit SA-2-like. Gene Ontology annotation, molecular function: chromatin binding. The coding region runs from base 225 to 3638 and encodes 1137 amino acids. Gene Ontology annotation, cellular component: cohesin complex; nucleus; chromatin. The record is from RefSeq and is a predicted model, not a curated record. The transcript has 33 exons. Gene Ontology annotation, biological process: sister chromatid cohesion. Lineage: Eukaryota; Metazoa; Chordata; Mammalia; Carnivora; Canidae.